Molecule: messenger RNA, 1398 nt
Organism: Chaetomium globosum CBS 148.51
Lineage: Eukaryota; Fungi; Ascomycota; Sordariomycetes; Sordariales; Chaetomiaceae
Exons: 1
Coding region: 1-1398 (465 amino acids)
Biological process (GO): steroid metabolic process
Cellular component (GO): cytoplasm; membrane
Molecular function (GO): Delta24(24-1) sterol reductase activity; FAD binding
Source: RefSeq, a predicted model, not a curated record
AUGGAGGCUCACGAGGCCGCCGUCGCCGCUGUGUCCGCUCGGAUCCAGCAAUUCGAUGCAACCAAAACACCAUUUAGAGUCUAUCAUGGAUCUACCAACAGCACCCGCAAGUCGCAGCGGCGAGAGGACAACACUGUUGACACCAGCCGCAUGAACCAUGUCCUCAAUGUUGACACAACGAAGAAAACGGUUUUGGUCGAGCCGAAUGUACCCAUGGACGAACUGGUUGAUGCGACCCUGGAACAUGGCCUGGUCCCCUUGGUCGUCAUGGAGUUCCCCGGCAUCACUGUUGGCGGCGGCUUCUCGGGUACGUCGGGCGAGAGCAGCUCGUUCCGUUACGGUGCUUUUGAGACGACAGUCAACUGGAUCGAGAUUGUGCUGGCUAGCGGUGAGGUCACCCGAGCCUCCAAAACGGAGAAACCAGAUUUGUUCUGGGGUGCCGCCUCGGCGUUUGGCACCCUCGGCGUCGUCACCCUCCUCGAGGUCCAACUGAGGGACGCAGCACGGUAUGUCGAGUUGACAUACCGCCAUGUCAAGGGCUUUGACGAGGUUGUGUCCGUCAUAAAGUCCGAGACGGCCGACGACACACCCAACGACUACGUCGACGGCAUCGCAUUCUCCCUAAACUCCACCAUCAUCUGCACCGGGCGUCUGGUCGACAAACUCCCUGCCGGCGCCUCCCCACGCCAGUUCCUCCGCGCCCGCGACCCCUGGUUCUACGUUCACGCACAACGCGUCGAGAAACGGCUCCGCCACCAGCCCCCCAACGCCGUUGAGGUCGACCACAUCCCACUAACCGACUACCUCUUCCGAUACGACCGGGGCGGCUUCUGGACAGCGCGGUACGCCUUCCGGUAUUUUCUAACCCCCUUUAACCGCAUCACGCGGUUCCUGCUCAACCCCUUCAUGCACGGGCGGCGUCCAUGUUACCCGCGCGCCUGCCACCAGUCGGGGCCUCUUCCCGACUUUCCCACGUCAUCCGAGGACGUCGGGCAUCCCCUUACGCCAGCGCCCGCCGGCCUUCACCCGCCACCUCGAACCAGCACCUUCCCGCUCUUACCCGCUCUGGCUCUGCCCGCUGGCGCGUCCACCGGCCCCACCCCAGAACUCCCAGCACCGGCCUGCACGCCGAGGUUCGGCCCAGCCCCCACUCACCCACCCCCAACCCCCAUCCGCAAUCCCCAACCCAAAAUCAACACUCCCCAAAAACACUCCUCAACUUUCGGCAUCCUGGGGCCCCGUCCCCCACCGAGACGGCAUCUUCACCCCCUCACUGACCCCAAUCCCCACCGCCGCGCGAGCGUAGCCGCGAACCGCCUCCUCGAGCAGACGGUGCACGCCCUCGGCGGCAAGAAGUGGCUGUACGGGCAGGCGUUCUACACGGAGGGCGAGUUCUGA